GAUCUUUGGCGGAACUUAGCGGUCGGUUAGCAACGACCACAUCAACAGGAGGAUGCUGGGAGUGGGACAGCUGUCACCCUGAACCACUACAAACUGCGUUUUAACCGUAUGUUUGUUCAAAUUACGCCAAUGUGCAUAGUGCGCUGUAGCGCGUGCAUGACACCUAAUUGUUCUCCCGGUCUUCCGGUUAGCAGAGAGUUUGAAAAUAUGAGCGAGACGAGUCACCGGAGACGAACAAAUAAGACACCCGUUACUGUCGUUGCUGCAGCGCGAACAAGCUAACGAGCUAAAGAAUGACGCAGUCUUAAAAGUUUUUUUCAACUGCAGCGCAGGCAGCUAACAUGGACUCACUGUUGGGCUUUGAGGAGUGUGUCAAAGAUUCACCGGAGUUCAGACUGAACCUGGAUCAGUUUGAGAAGGAGGUUUCACUGCUGGAGUCACACCUGGACAAGGUGAUGAAGCUGUGUGGUAGGAUGGUGGAGGCGGGACAGGUGUACAGUUCAACCAAUCAGCUGUUUCUGAGCAGCCUGGCCGACCUCUCCACGUACCAGGAGACAAAUGGAGUUGUCACUAAUUGUCUGAACCAGUUUAACCAGGGCCUGCAGGAGAUGGUCAGCUUUCACACUAUGUUGUUUGAUCAGACACAGAGAGCCAUUAGUCAACAGCUGAACAACCUCUGUACACAGUUUCUCCCUCAGCUGGCAGAGACCAGGAGAGAGUUUGUUCGGAUCGGUGAGGAUCUGGAGACGGCAGCUCUAAAAAACGCUCAGGUGUCACGCCACAAAGCCAGUGAAGCAGAGAGGGCAAGUCACCUGCUGCUGGCCACACAGAAAUGCUACCAACACUUCGCCUUGGACUACUGUCUGCAGCUGAACAGCUUCAAGAUUCAGCAGAGGGCAGAUAUCUUAAACUCCGUCUUCUCCUUUGUCCACGCUCAGUUCACCUUCUUCCAUCAAGGCUUUGACCUGCUUAGAGACAUGGAGCCCACCAUGAAGACCAUGGCAGCACAGCUCUCCCAGCUGUCAGCCGACUGUGUGUCAAAAAGAAAAGACCUGGAGAACAAACACCUACUGGUGCAGCAGAGAGAUGCUUCAGGUGAGCAGAUGGUCAGCCCGUGUCCGGGAAGUGAUGACAUCAUCCAAGGUUACCUGUUCAAACGUUGCAGGAGGAAAUCUAAAACCUGGAAGAGAUGUUGGUUUACAAUCAGAGACAAUCAGCUUAUUUACAGAAAAUCACACAAGGAUGACACCAUGGUUCUGUUUGAGGAUCUCAGACUAUGUGCUGUCAAAUCCCUGGAGCACACCGACCGACGAUUCUGCUUUGAGCUGCUUUCAGUCCAGAAGAGCUGUGCUCUGCAGGCCGACUCGGAGCAGCUUAAGCAGGCGUGGCUCAGCGCUCUGCAGGGCAGCAUUGACCUUGCCUACAGAGAGAGAGGAGGCACACCCCUCACACAACCAAAAGAACCCCCCUCUCUACUGUGUGGAGAGGAAAACCCACCGGUGCCCCCAACUCAGAGGCCAGCUGCCCUGGGUGUUGCUCUGAGUGGCCCCGGGAACCAGCGGUGCUGCGAUUGUGGGGAGGAGGAACCUCGCUGGGCCUCCAUCAACCUGGGAGUCACCAUGUGCAUUGAGUGCUCUGGCAUACACAGGAGCCUGGGUGUUCACCUGUCAAAGGUGCGAUCUCUCACUCUGGACUCAUGGGAGGCUGAACAGCUGAAGCUACUGUGCAUUCUGGGAAAUGAUAUCAUGAAUGGAAUCUAUGAGGCGCGGUGUUCAGAGGAAGGAAGAGUUAAACCCACAGCUGACAGCCCACGACCAGAGAAAGAGAUGUGGAUCAAAGAGAAGUAUGUGGAGAAGAGAUUUGUGCAGAGCAGUGGUUCUGAUGCAGCUCAGUGUCCUAAGGUCAACCCUGGGCAUCUUUACCAGGCAGCUUUGGCUGGCGACCUAGUUGCCAUGGCAAAGGCAUUGGCUGAAGGAGCAGAGGUCAGUGGCUGUGUCCCUGAGGAGGAGGGACGCACAGCACUGAUUGGAGCUGCUGUUGGGGGGUCACUGUUGGCCUGCGAGUUCCUGCUGCAGAACGGAGCAAACAUCAACUACCGAGACCUGAGAGGACAGGGAGCACUGCACGCAGCUGCCACUGCUGGACACACUGGACAGGUGUGUCUGCUGCUGAAGAGAGGAGCUAAUCAGUACGCUGUGGACGAGACAGGACAGGAUCCACUGGCCAUCGCCGUGGAAGCCGCUAACGCUGACAUUGUCACACUGCUGAGGAUGGCCCGGAUGAAUGAAGAGAUGAGAGAUUCAGAGGGCAUCUUUGGAGCCAUGGGAGAUGACCAGACUUUUCAGGACAUCUUCCGCGACUUCAGUGAUAUGGCCUCUCACGACCCAGAGAAACUCAGCAGACGGCAGCUCAUUCGUGGAGGAGACAGCGAGCUUGGCGAGGACAAGGAGCGGGAUAAAUAUUGAACAGGGACAGCAGUGUUGGAAAGAUGUAAGACAUUUGUCAUUUGACAGCGGAUCUCCUCACGCACGGUAGACUCACUGAAACCUCAGACACAUUACAUUUCAAGAUUUUACUGUCUAAUGACAGACAAGUUAACAGUCUAAAUAACUUUUUUCAGGUCUUUCUUCAAUAGAAAAAUGUGGCGAUUUUGUAAAUUGUGUUUCCUUUUAGAGGAAAAUUGAUGAAAUAAUUCCAUACAUUUAUAUUUAACAUACAGUUACUGUGACUGGACAAAAUGUUACAGUGCUGAAGAUGACUGAAACCGACUAAUCAUUAAUAGUCAGUCUGACAAUAAUGAUUUGAUUUUUUUUUAAAUGUCUGAAAAUGUGUUUUAAUUUAAACAUUUUAGCUUAAUCUUCAAGCUGUGAAUAUUAAUUAAUAUUAAUGAUUCUUUUUAAAAAUUAAGAAAACCACUAACUAAAUAUUUACUUUUGGAAACCUCCCCCAAAAAAUGUCCUUCAAAAAGGUAAAAAGUCUCGGAGAAACUUUUCCAGGCAAGGAUUCAGAGGUAAUAUUUUGUAAGAAGUAGACGAAGCAAAGGACAAGAGAAGAAGGCAGGGAUGCAACGUUACAGAUGCUAACUGAUGUUAAACCCCAAGAAGAAGAAAAACAAAGAGACACUUUUACAGUAUCUUAUUUACUUCACUCUGAUGAUGAAGUUAAGACAUUUGUUGAUGAAUACAUGCCCCGCCCCCUCACCCAACCUGUUCAUCCAACAUCAUUGACAGCAGCUUUCAGGUCAUAAGGUCAUAAGAGGUCAUAAGACAUCAAAAAGUCCUUCAUCUUUUCUCUUAAUGGUGACAAAUAUUUUAGUGCUUUUAGCUUUUAUAUGUAAUUUAAUUGCUUAAUUGGUCCAUUUGUUUAUGGAAGUCAUGAUUAAUGGUUAAUUGAUUAACUUGCUAGUGUGAAACACCUCAUCCUUGUUACUUAUGCACCUGUUUAGACAGGUGUCAAGUUACAUUUCAUAAAAAAUGUUUUAAUGGAAAACAAUAGUGUCGAUGCAAACUCAAAGCAUUUGCACUAAAAUGUGUUUAACUUGAUGUGGACGUUUUUACUUGAUUGUGUCCUACUGGAGACACUUGUGUCCUCUUAGUCCUCCUCAUUCAUCUGAGGGAGUCUUCACCCUAAACACAACCUCUUCUUCUUCUGUAGCAGUGAACGCAGUGUUGGUGAUGAUUGUGUUUGGUUGAUGCAGUCAGUGAUGGUGGAUUCACUGCUCUUCCAACAAUUUCUCUCAGAGUCACAUGUCUCUUCUUUAUGGUUGAAAGGACAUGUACAUGUACUCAGCAUUUAUUAAAUUUUUAUUAAUGCCACACACUAACAAAAGUGGGAUUUAUAGAGGGUUUUUUUAUGCUUGCAGUUUCUAACUUGACAUACUUUCCUCUUAUUGUUUGGCUUCAUGUUUUCAGGUCAUCUGAUUCAAGAAUAAUUCAGUGAAGCUUUUAUUUUAUUUAUUUAUUUUAUUUUAUUUUUACAAAUUCACAAAAAUGCUACAAUGUCCUGAACUCUCUUUAGAUUUUUUCUUUAUUUUAACUGAAGAUGGAAAAGUAUUGUUGAAAAGGUCAAGGUCAUGUCACACGUUGUUUAACUGAAGCAUGUCUGUCUUUAAAGUUGUUAGAUACCAAGUAAAGUAGUUCAAAGUUUAAACAUUCCUCUUCCUCAUCAACCAGCUGGGACACUUUAUUGCCCCCUCAGGAUUGACUGAGAGUUCAUAUAUAGCGCCACCAGCAGGUCAUCAUUACAAUGGGUCUCAAACUUUACUGGUUAAUGACUAGAGAGUGUACAGAGGUGGCAUCACUGCCAAUAUUUCACUGGAUCUUACUUGUAAUGCUAAAGCUAAUGCUAAUGUUACAUAUAUUUUGAUGUAAAACAGGGUUUGAUGUUGCGCAUGUUUAUUCGUUGAUAUUUAGAUAAAUUUGUAUAGUUUAUUAGUGACUCGUGGUCUUGCCGAUCAUAGAUGAUGGACCUUCACUUGCUGCUGUAACUCACUGCCAGCUGUUUUAUUUUAUUUUACUUUUCCUUUAUUUAGCCAGGAAGGUCCCGUUGAGAUACAAGAUCUCUUUCAGGGAGUCAGGGUCCUAUAAAUAUCUACGAAGACAAAGCAAUUUCAGAUAUAAACAACAAAAUGUGGGCCACACGGUGGUGUAGUGGUUAGCACUCUCGCCUUGCAGCGAGAAGACCCGGGUUC
This is a messenger RNA of Solea senegalensis (Senegalese sole), 4690 nucleotides long. Its product is annotated as BAR_ACAPs and ArfGap_ACAP domain-containing protein. Gene Ontology annotation, molecular function: GTPase activator activity; protein binding. The record is from RefSeq and is a predicted model, not a curated record. Bases 342 to 2465 code for a protein of 707 amino acids. Gene Ontology annotation, cellular component: cytoplasm. NCBI's taxonomy places the organism in Eukaryota, Metazoa, Chordata, Actinopteri, Pleuronectiformes, Soleidae. The transcript has 22 exons.